Molecule: messenger RNA, 1011 nt
Organism: Rhizophagus irregularis DAOM 181602=DAOM 197198
Lineage: Eukaryota; Fungi; Glomeromycota; Glomeromycetes; Glomerales; Glomeraceae
Source: RefSeq, a predicted model, not a curated record
AAUGAUAUCAAAAUUUUAAAGAAUACAUUACAACAAUGUAUUCCGUUUAUUAGAUUUUAUAAUUUAUCAUCUAAGGAAUUUACUGAUAAUGUAUUACCUUACAGAAAACUUUUACCAAAGGAAUUAUAUGAAGAUUUAUUGAAAACUUUUUUGAAUCUUUUGGAUACUAAUAGUAAACCAAAUGAUAAAUCAAGACCUCGUCUUAAUAAUGACGAGUUAUCUCACUUACCUGAGACGAUUGAUAAUGAAAAUACCAAAAAACAACCUCAAUUAUAUUCGGAAUCAACUUCCAGUUCUCGAUAUUUGGAACAGCCUGACGAACAGCCCGACAAAGAAACAGCCUGGGGCAGCUGGGGACCUAAAAAUUCUCAGCAAUCUGACGAAGAAUCAGCCUGGGACAGCUGGAAACCUAAAAAUUCUCAGCAACCUGACGAAGAAACAGCCUGGGGCAGCUGGGGACCUAAAAAUUCUCAGCAACCUGACGGCGGCAGCAACAGGAAAAUUAACGAAGCAUCAACCUGUGGCAGCCGUGAACCUAAAAAUUUUCAGCGGCCUGACGGCGGCAGCAACAGGCACAGACCUAGAAAUUCUCAGCGGCCUGAUGGCGGUAGCAACAGGCACAGACCUAGAAAUUCUCAGCAGUUUGACGGCGGUAGCAACAGGCGUGGCGGCUACGGACGGAACGGACCUAGAUAUUCUCAACAGCCUGACGACGAAUGGUGGUGAUUAUUCAAAUGACAUCCCAAGAGUCUAGAUAUUUGGAAACAGCUAUCAGACCUCAGCCUUACGAAGAAUCUAGAUUUAUUCGACCAGACCUCAGAAAACACGCUCGAUAUUUGGGAAUUGGAGAAAGUAAUAUGGUAUCAAAAUUGUGAAUUUUAAAUUAUUGUGGAUCUCGCAUAAAUUGAGUUGAGAAAGUUAGUCCAUUUACUCCAUUAGUUAAGAAUUUAUUUUUUGUAGAUAAAGAACAUUUUCAAUUUAGUGAAUUGUAAAUGAAAUCUCAAUAAAUGA